CCUCUACUUGCCACCAGCGCCGAUCAUGACAGUGAAAAUAGUAGUAAUGGAAAUAGUCUAGGAAGAAGCUCAACUCGGAAUUUAACUGAGAGGGAUGACAAUAGUGAUAGUUCGUCAUUACCCUUGAUGGAAUAUCAACAACAACCAAAGGCCUUAUUUCUCAACUUUUCAUCUGAUCUUUCUCCUCAGAAAACCAAUCAAAAAAUAAAAAAAGACAAACAGCAAAACGCUUAUCAUGUUAGUGGAGUUAACAUUCUUAAUAGAACCAACAUAGACAGCAAGACAGUGAUUGAAAAAAUGAAAAAACGUCGAGAAAAUCAUAAUCAUGUUGAAAGAAAGAGACGGGAUAAUAUUAAUAACACUAUUUUAGAGUUAUCCCGUAUUGUACCCAAUGCCAGUCAGCAGGGACAGAAACUGAACAAGAGCAAUAUAUUGAAAUUAACUUUGGACUAUAUCAAGGAAUUACAAACAGAUAAUAUGUCUCUGAAAGGCAAAUUCUUAUUGAAUUAUACAUUUCCCGCCGUUGAGGAUGGAAAAAAUGACAUCUAUCGACAUCAUCGCUACCCUCAAUCGGCUCCAUCCUCUCCUACCGAGCAUCUUGUAACGGAGCCUGAUUUUCAACAAUUAGUUCAGAGCGCAUCAGUACCAAGCUCACCUAUGCAUUGUCAUAGUUUGCACCAACCACAGCAUCAACCACAGCAUCAACCACAGUAUCGACUACAGAGUCAGCAGCUCGACGAUAAUAAUAAUAAUAAUAAUAAUAAUAGUAACCAUACGAACAAUAAUAAUAGCAUUUCAUCUUUGUCACCCAAUGUUUCUCCUAUACCUGCCUCACAUCAUUCUUCAAUGGGGGCCGCAUCAACUCCAACUAAUCCAUUACACCAGCCGAAUCACUCUCAGCGUCAUCGACAAGCUAACUUGCGCCCUUUGCUACCCGCCUCUCCUGCUGCUCGCCCACCUUAUCGUUAUUUACCCCCUUUACGAAUGAGUGGAGUAGAGAAAAUGUACAGUGGUGUUUGUAGAUAUUAGUUGGAUCAAAAAUGCACAAAUAUAUUUAUUUUUCUUUUGUGUGUAUUUUUAUAAUAAACUCUGUAACAAAAUAUACA
Molecule: messenger RNA, 1106 nt
Organism: Halteromyces radiatus
Lineage: Eukaryota; Fungi; Mucoromycota; Mucoromycetes; Mucorales; Cunninghamellaceae
Product: helix-loop-helix DNA-binding domain-containing protein
Exons: 3
Coding region: 127-1029 (300 amino acids)
Biological process (GO): regulation of transcription by RNA polymerase II
Molecular function (GO): RNA polymerase II cis-regulatory region sequence-specific DNA binding; protein dimerization activity; DNA-binding transcription factor activity, RNA polymerase II-specific
Source: RefSeq, a predicted model, not a curated record